Guyanagaster necrorhizus is the source of this 462-nucleotide messenger RNA. RefSeq lists its product as uncharacterized. The record is from RefSeq and is a predicted model, not a curated record. The transcript is spliced from 4 exons. NCBI's taxonomy places the organism in Eukaryota, Fungi, Basidiomycota, Agaricomycetes, Agaricales, Physalacriaceae. Bases 24 to 455 code for a protein of 143 amino acids.
CGACGACUUGACCGUUAGACGACAUGAUUAGAGCAGUUCCCCCUUUCGUUCUUGCCAUUUUUUCCAUUAUUUUACUUGGUCUCGUUGCUUUUAUGCUGAUUGUAUUUUGUCGGGUCUUUUCCCAGUGGUGUCAGCUCCGUCUACCUCUUAGGUCAGAUGCAGGCGAGGCCGCCCCGUCUUUUCACGUGAAUGCGGGAUGGGGGAGCGGACAGUCCGUUAUGCAGUGGCUUAAUUUUGGAGCUCGCUACAUCUUCAACCCCCCACCCGUUGCCGAACUUAAUGAACGCGAAUCGGCAGGAGCCUUGCGACUGCCUGAAGUUGUGGUAUUUUUCCGGAACGUCUAUACUGGUUUAUAUCAUCAGUUUUCAACCAGUAAUUAUCCCAGCUCUCGAAUUUUGGGCGGCUGGUUGCCACGGUCACGCGCUCUUGAACAUAUUAAUCAUAGCAUGGCAUAAAUGCCGG